Messenger RNA from Limanda limanda (common dab), 3559 nucleotides. Its product is annotated as importin subunit alpha-6. Gene Ontology annotation, molecular function: nuclear import signal receptor activity; protein binding. Gene Ontology annotation, cellular component: nucleus; nucleoplasm; cytoplasm. The record is from RefSeq and is a predicted model, not a curated record. Bases 89 to 1732 code for a protein of 547 amino acids. NCBI's taxonomy places the organism in Eukaryota, Metazoa, Chordata, Actinopteri, Pleuronectiformes, Pleuronectidae. Gene Ontology annotation, biological process: NLS-bearing protein import into nucleus. The transcript has 14 exons.
UUUAGCGGGACGCCAUUUUGCUCCUGGACGCGGAGGGAGAGCAGAGGAGGUUGAAGGGAUCGAGCAGCUGAACGUGUUCACAGGCACCAUGGCGGCUGAAGGGAAAGACGGCUUCAGGAUGAAGAGCUACAAGAACAAAGCCUUGAAUCCUCAGGAGAUGCGUCGGAGAAGAGAGGAGGAAGGUAUCCAGCUGCGCAAGCAAAAAAGAGAGGAGCAGCUGUUCAAGAGGAGAAAUGUAUCUGUACCUACAAGUGAAGAAUCGAUGCUGGAAUGUCCAAUUCAGGAUCCAGACGUCAGCUCCACAGUACCUGUCGCCGGUGAUGGGAUAAUAACUCCAGACAUGAUUCAGAUGAUCUUUUCUGAAGACCCAGACCAGCAGCUCAUUGCUACUCAGAAAUUCAGAAAAUUACUCUCAAAAGAAGGGAUGAGUUCUGAUCUGUUCUCCUGCACAGAGCCUAACCCACCCAUAGAUGAGGUCAUUUCCACUCCCGGUGUUGUGAAUCGCUUUGUGGAAUUCCUGAAGAGGAGUGAAAACUGCACACUGCAGUUUGAGGCAGCCUGGGCACUGACCAACAUUGCCUCAGGUACCUUCCUUCACACCAAGGUGGUGAUUGAAACCGGAGCUGUUCCUAUUUUCAUUGAGCUGCUCAACUCUGAGUAUGAGGAUGUCCAGGAACAGGCCGUAUGGGCACUGGGGAACAUAGCAGGAGAUAAUGCUGAGUGCAGAGACUAUGUGCUGAACUGUGGGAUCCUGCCGUCUCUACAGCAGCUACUUGCCAAAUCCAACCGUCUCACAACAACCCGCAAUGCAGUGUGGGCUCUGUCCAACCUUUGCCGGGGGAAGAACCCUCCACCGGACUUUGCCAAGGUAUCUCCUUCUCUCAGUGUGUUGUCCAGGCUUCUGUUCAGCAGUGAUCCAGAUGUGCUGGCUGACGCUUGCUGGGCUCUGUCCUACCUUUCUGACGGCCCCAAUGAGAAGAUCCAGACGGUCAUAGACUCCGGGGUGUGCCGCAGACUGGUGGAGCUGCUCAUGCACAGCGACUAUAAGGUGGUUUCUCCUGCUUUACGUGCGGUGGGCAAUAUUGUAACAGGAGAUGACAUCCAGACUCAGGUAAUCUUGAACUGUUCAGCACUGCCGUGUUUACUGCACCUCCUCAGCAGUCCCAAGGAGUCCAUCAAGAAGGAGGCGUGCUGGACUGUGUCUAACAUCACAGCAGGAAACAGGGCUCAGAUUCAGAAUGUGAUUGAUGCCAACAUCUUCCCGGUACUCAUUGAAAUUCUUCAGAAGGCCGAGUUCCGCACAAGGAAGGAGGCAGCGUGGGCCAUUACUAACGCCACCUCCGGGGGCACUCCUGCACAGAUACGGUAUCUGGUGUCUCUGAAUGCCAUUAAACCCAUGUGUGACCUGCUGACUGUGAUGGAUUCCAAGAUCGUGCAGGUGUCUCUCAACGGCCUUGAGAACAUCCUCAGACUGGGAGAACAGGAGGCCAAACAGAACGGAACAGGCAUCAACCCUUAUUGUGCUCUCAUUGAGGAGGCUUAUGGCCUAGACAAGAUCGAGUUCCUGCAGAGCCAUGAGAAUCAGGAGAUCUACCAGAAGGCCUUUGACCUGAUUGAGCACUACUUUGGCGUGGAGGAGGAGGAUGCCAGCCUGGUUCCACAGGUGGACCAGAGUCAAGGCCAGUUUGUCUUCCAGCAACAGGAAGGGCCCAUGGAGGGUUUCCAGCUUUAACCCGACCUCCUUCAUCCUGGUCUCUGAGCCUCGGCCUGCUGGCCGGCAGACUCUCCUGGGAUCUCAUCUCUGCUGGGCCAGCUCCACCAGCUCCUCCCCACAUGGCCUAUUCUGUGGCUUCACAACAAUGCAUACUCUGUAGAGACGCAGAGAUCUGUGGAUAAGGAGAUAGAAAGUGACAGCUCAUUUGGGUCCUUGAUUCCGUUUGAGACUGUGGGAGCCUGAAUGGAAGGGUCAGCUCUGCUGGUUUCCUCUCCCUUGAUGAAAGGCCGAUGCCAUGGAAAGCCAAUUCACUUUAAGAAGAAUUCUCUGUUUUAGCGCUACAAUAUGAUAUUCCUUUGACUUCCUGAUAUAUUUUCUUUAUCAUUCUAAAUGAAGUUAAUAUUUAUGUUUCAAUUAGAAUCUACUGUCUCCAAAUCAGCAUCCAUAUCCCUUUUUUGAAUGUGAAACUACCUCUUUAGUCUUCGGAGAGAAAGAAAAUGAAAGAAGUGGGGAGGCUAUUAUGGCUUAUUUCCAAUCUUGAAAGAUUCAGUGUGUAGUGGCUGACCUGUCAGCAGGCUGUGGGCAGGCAUUGGCCGUAAAUACAGUAUUACUGUACAUCCUGGUCUUUCCAUACUUCUGUAAGUCUGAAGCGGCUGCAUGUGCUCUCUGGAUUCUUUGUCCUCUCCCGUGAAAACAACUGGAGACUCGAGGUUUUUUUAUUUAUUUGUCUUCUGAGAGCAGUGAGGGAGCCCCUGAGUCUCUUCUGAAGGCAGCGGCUUCCUGGAUCACGUCACUGCCCUACUGUUCCGAGUGAGACUGUGACAGUGUUGAGUGAGACUGUGACAGUGCUGGCUGCGACUGCUUUUGUUUUUGCUGCUUUCUUUGAGUGGUCUUUAUUUCAGAAAGCAGUAUGAGAGCAGGCCAGGUCCUGUCAGUUAUACGAUGCAGUCUGUGCAACAGCCCUGUGACUUAAAUGAGAUCUGUUUUCUGUUUGUCUCUCUGAAUAAGCAUCAUGGUUUAUCUUGUUUUCUUUCUGGCUGCAAUCAUUUCCUUCUUGUGAUGGGAUUCGUCAACUGAUUAGGGAGGUUUUGUAUAUUAUAUAUACAUGUAAGAAAGUGUAAAAGUAUUUAAGUGGCAACAGGAAGGUGUGAUGAGUGGUUAUGUUUUCUGUCUUGUAAUGCAUUAUUAGUGAAUUCAGUCACUGUGUUCACACACCACUCAUCCUGAAUCACUACUUUUCCUUUUCAAUGACCCAGACAGUUUUUUAGUUUUGAGGUUGUUUUUUUUCCUUCUAGGCUGUUAUACUUAAAUCUUUAUUUUUCCGUGUUCUCGUUUCGUGGUUAGUCUAAAGAUGGAAGCGCAGUGUUUUUGUUCCUACUUUUGGCUCCACCCCUGAACUAUGAUUUGACCAUUUUUUUUUUAUCACAUGCAUUUAAGUACAAAAACAAUAAUUGGUGGAGAACCAAACAUGAAAGGAAUCUAUAUUUAUGUGAAAUGGAAAAUGUUUGUAAUGCAGAAAUUACAUCAAGCACAUUGAAUUGUGUAUAGUUUUCUAAUAUUUCUGGUUUGUAUAAUUGUAUAAUUUUUUUUUUAGUUUUUCGUAGUGUCUUUGUUUUCCCCCUGAAUUUGCUGUGUCGUUGUGGCUCUCAGUAGAAAUGUGUUAGAAGUCCAGCAGCUCGUGUAGGAGUGACCUGCUGUAUGCAGCCACAGUCUGUGCUUCCUAACACCGACUGGAUGACGGAGGUGUGACAGUGAUCCUGGUAUCUCUCGUGAUGCCUGUGGGGUGACACACGCUUACAUUGUGUAACAAGAAUUAAUAAACUGAUCUGUUGGCUGCAAACCUUA